Radiomyces spectabilis is the source of this 1528-nucleotide messenger RNA. Its product is annotated as TEA/ATTS domain family-domain-containing protein. Gene Ontology annotation, molecular function: RNA polymerase II cis-regulatory region sequence-specific DNA binding; DNA-binding transcription factor activity, RNA polymerase II-specific. The transcript is spliced from 9 exons. Gene Ontology annotation, cellular component: transcription regulator complex. Gene Ontology annotation, biological process: regulation of transcription by RNA polymerase II. Lineage: Eukaryota; Fungi; Mucoromycota; Mucoromycetes; Mucorales; Radiomycetaceae. Bases 4 to 1464 code for a protein of 486 amino acids. The record is from RefSeq and is a predicted model, not a curated record.
CUUAUGACCACCGCCACCGAUUGUGGACAUAAAGAUAAACGUCCAAGGCAUAAAAAGGAACCAUGCAUGCCCGCCGUUCACGCCAAGGAUAAAGAUGAGGUAUGGCCCCCAGAUGUAGAAGCGGCCUUCAUUGAAGCCCUAGAAACGAUUCCCAAGCUUGGAAGACGCAAGAUCCUGGUUCACGGAAAACCAUGUGGUCGAAAUGAACUCAUUUCUGAUUAUAUUUUCCGCAAAACCGCCAAAACUCGUACACGGAAACAAGUGUCUUCGCAUAUCCAGGUGUUAAAAAAUACAAAGAAAGGGGAUCCCCAUUUUAUGCGGUUAUUGACAGAUUCGGUGGACAUUGAUGAAACAUACACGUCUCAUCAACAUCCUUAUCAGCGGGGUCCCAUGCCGGCCAACACUCACGGUCGCGGGAAAAUGAAUACUCUCCAGUCAUCCGAGUCGAUUUCCUCAGAGGAAUCGUCCAUGAGUUCCACUUCGUCGCCGGCCGACUACGUGUUUGAUAUGAUGUACAACGAUCUAUGUCACUCACAACCGCUUCCCAUGCUCGAUCUGAAAGAUCCAUUCUAUGACGUUUUGCAACCUACCGUGUACGGUCUUCCGGAUCACACGCUUUACAACGCCACGGACGCCGUGAGCACACCAUGCUCAACGACAACCCCUUCCUCCUUUUUGCCGGGGGCUACAGAUGAUACCCUUUCAUAUGUCACCUACUCUCUAUGGCCCAACUAUCUCUGUUUCUACCUAGAGUACACACUGCCUUACAAUCGAUCGGUAAACCUUUCUUCAUAUUUUUCCCUCAUCUCGUAUCGUUCACUCACUCACAGUAUUAAUUUUUUUUGGAUGAAAUUUGAUAUGAACCUGACGAUUUCGGAUUUCUUUUUCAACAAUGCCUCGUUCUUUGAAUCUCGCGAACGGCGUAUCAUUGAAUGCACCACCACCAUUUACUCGUUUGGCAAGGUGGUGUGGCAGUCAAAAGAAGUGCAGCAGGCCAUGUGGGUGAACGAAGGCAAAUACAUGUAUACCUUUGUAUACGAAAAUGAGUUCUUUGAUGCGUUCAUGAAGAAAAUCCGAAAAGUCAAGUCAUGGGAAGAAGUGGAUAAUGCCAUCAAUAACCUCUGCAUUGUCCAGAUCUUUGAUGAUAUCGAGACCAAGUACCACAAUACUACGCCCAAUGCUUCCUCUGACAUUUUCGAUCCUUUAUUGUCACUGACGACGACUGAACCAGUGUUUCCUGAAGACCCAGUCUCUGUGCCUUUACUCAUGAUGAUCUACGAAUUUGAGCGCGGCCAGGGCACCAUUGAUAUUUCAACCGUAGCCAAUCACGUUGCCACCACCAAUGAUCCUACCAAAACAUUGGCGUAUCUUGGAGUCAAUGUUCCCGCCCCAGUCUCCUCCACGUUGGAAACCGACAAUGACAGCAAAUCCAUUAUUGUUGCCACUCCUUCAGAGGUUGAAUGAAAAAUCAACAAACAGCUGUCCUCUCCUGUCUUUACAAGAACUCACCAGCCAAUCAAUUGGUCCA